UUGAGUUAGUUUGGAUGCACUAACGCAAAUCUGAAAGCGCGAACUCUGCGUUAUUCUACUCACGAGAAGAAUCAUAUUCCAUUUUUCAAAUUACCAGAAUACCCUUCCCUGUUUUUGUAUUCAUUCAUUAACAUACAUUUUUCUUCAUCCUCUUUCAUCAACCAACUAUCCCAUUAUCUCUCCAUUGCUUGUUGCUACUAUUUCGUAUCUGACAAAACUUCAUGUCGGUUCCAGUGGACCAUAAAGAUCAAGGGGUUGGAGCUGUUCCCCAAUCUACAAGUACACCAAAUUGGACAAUUCAUGUCUCAGAUAUAAAAACGGUUAAGGUAAGCAAUGUAUCAAUGACUGCGACCGAGAAGGAUAUCAAAGAGUUUUUCUCAUUCUCUGGUGACAUUCAAUAUGUUGAGAUGCAAAAGGAAACUGAGAGCACUAAGACUGCAUAUGUUACCUUUAAGAAUUCACAGGGAGCAGACACAGCGGUGCUCUUGACGGGUUCCAACAUAGCUAAUUCUCCCGUCACCAUCACGCCAUUUGAAAAUUAUCAGCUGCCCCCUGAAGCUCAACCAUUUAGUCCUAACCAAAAGCAGACUCCUGCUGCUGUUAAGAAGGCUGAAGAUGCUGUGAGCACCAUGCUUGCCAAAGGUUUUGUUUUAGGAAAAGGUGCAAUUAAUAGAGCCAAAUCCUUUGACGAACGCCAUCACUUGAUUUCAAAUGCUUCUGCCACAGUUGCUUCCAUCGACCGUAAAAUCGGUUUGACUGAUAAACUAAGUAUUGGAACUGCUAUAGUAAAUGAAAAAGUGAGAGAGAUGGAUGAAAAAUUUCAGGUUUCUGAAAAAACAAAGUCUGUUUAUGCGGUUGCUGAGCAAAAGGCAAGUGAUGCUGGAUCUGCAAUCAUGAGCAAUCCUUAUGUAUCAACCGGAGCUUCGUGGGUGUCGAGUGCAAUUACUGUUGUUGCAAAAGCAGCUGAAGAUGUAACCACAAUGACCAUGGAGAAGGUUGAAAUGGCCGAGGUUGAUAAGAAAGAGAUCAUUUACAGUGAAAGGAAGGAUGUAGUUGAUGAAUUGUCACAUAUACACUCUGAGAAACCUUCAGUUGGAAAUACUUCUCCAAAAGAUCCUGUUAAAUCAAGUGAUGAUAGUAGGUUUGGGAUUAUAUGAGACUUGAGUUCAUUCUCAAAUCUCAAUCCUUAACAUUAUGAGUACAGUUGCAUUGAUUUAGUUUUGCUUAGUUAUAUAGUCAGUCUUCAUUCAAAUCUCAAUUUUUUGUGUGAGGACGAUUCUUGUUUAUUGUUAUAGUGAUGUAAUGUAAAAGUUGUCUAACAGUUAUGAAACAUGGAUGAACAUUUAUGAAGAUGUAUUAUUACUUAUAA
Molecule: messenger RNA, 1369 nt
Organism: Medicago truncatula (barrel medic)
Lineage: Eukaryota; Viridiplantae; Streptophyta; Magnoliopsida; Fabales; Fabaceae
Product: binding partner of ACD11 1
Exons: 6
Coding region: 222-1157 (311 amino acids)
Molecular function (GO): RNA binding
Source: RefSeq, a predicted model, not a curated record